Mesorhabditis spiculigera is the source of this 468-nucleotide messenger RNA. The record is from the annotation of a GenBank genome assembly. NCBI's taxonomy places the organism in Eukaryota, Metazoa, Nematoda, Chromadorea, Rhabditida, Rhabditidae.
AUGGCCGACGGCUCGGGGGUGGCCUUCGUGCGGUCCCUGGCCAAUUCCACGUUCUACGCCGCGUCGGAUCCAUUGACAAGGCUCAGCCAAACGGUCGUCGGCCGGAACAACAUCGACUACGGGCGGUCGAUCUCCAGCCAGGGCUACGACACCAUGUUCCCCACCCUGUCCCCGGAGGAGCGGAACGCGCGCAAGACCAGCGAGCCGGCCGAGUUUGGAUAUGGGAGCUCAUCGGCCGGCCAUCCAUCGCUGCCCUCCACCUCAUCGUUGGCGCCGCUCAGCGUCGAGACGUACGGCGGGGAGACGGCCGGAAUGGGCAUGGACUACGUGACGACGAUGCUCGACGACCACGAGACGAACAGCCGGUCGAUACGGUUGGCUCAAGAGAUGGCGCUCUCGAACAUGCGGCAGGAUUUGCGCCGCAUACGGGAGGAGAUACAGCAGAUGGAGAAUGAUAGGCGUACUCAG